CGACCAUAGAUCCUGCAUUUUUGUGCCGAAACAAUGAAGGACGACGACGUGCUGGAAGACAUUGACUUUGACGACCUGGACGACCACUUGGAGCAGUUCCAGCAGGACGACUUCAUCAAGGAGGCGCUGGCUAAGGGUGUGGAUCUCCGCCAGUAUGCGCAGCAGAUCGAUCGCGAGCUUCGCGAGGUCGAGAUGGAGUCCAUCACGCAAUACGUGGCCAAAUCGGCCGACAUCGUGGACUUGUACAACCAGGUGCAGUCGUGCGACGACAUCCUCGCGCGCAUGCAGGAGAUGUUGCUGGGCUUCCAGGCGGACUUGGGCGGCAUUUCCGACGAGAUCCGCAACCUGCAGAACGAGUCCAUCGGCAUGAACGUCAAGCUCCGGAAUCGCCGCGAAGCCGAAGAGAAGUUGCGCCUCUUCCUCGACCAAGUGUACAUUCCCCCCACGUUGAUCGAAGGCAUCGACGACGGCGACGUCAACGACGCGUACAUUUCGUACCUCAUGAUCCUCCACAGCAAGUUGGCGUAUGCGAAACUCAGCCAGGCGGCCCCGACGUCCCUCGGCAUCGUCCCCGCGACCGCCAAGGCCGUCCAGCAGGUCGACGGCGACCUCGAGAAGCUCAAGCUUCGCGCGUGUGCGCAGAUCCGGGAAUGGCUACUCGGCCGCAUCAACGACCUAAAGAAGCCCAAGACAAACGUGCAGAUGGUCCAGCAGACCACAUUGGUCAAGAUGAAGUACGUGCUGUUCUUUCUAAACGACCACGCGCCGUCGGUCGCGUCCGAGCUCACGGAAACGUACGCCGACACGAUGAGUCGGCUGCUCGUGGGGGUAUUCAAGGCGUACCACACGGCACUGUUCAAGUUUGUGGACGAGAGCGCGGGGCGGACGGACGUGGUCGCGGUCGAAGAAGCGUCGCUCAAGGCGUCCAUGUUCAGCUCCCGCGUCAAGCCGACCAAUGCAUUUGCUCUGGGGGAUCGCGACAAGGUGGUCGAGAAUGCCGUGGCGCCGCCCAUAUUGGUGCACAUGGCGCAGGCGGAAGGCGGGAGAUGGCCAUACGAAGCGCUCUUCCGAUCGACGCAAGUGCAUCUCGUGAACGCUGCCACGUCAGAGUAUUUGUUUUUGCUCGACUUUUUCAAAGCCGCCGAAGGCUCCAAUCCCGUGCGCGUUCGCGAGCUAUUCCUUCGCAUAUUUGCAAAAACACUCAGCUUGGGCCUCGAACAGCUGGAAAACUACCUAUGUACGUGCUACGACGCGAUUGGGUUGCUGCUCAUGGUACGCCUGACCUUGCAACACCAGCAAGUUCUGCAGCAACGCCGAGUUCCCGUGCUCGAGACGUACUUGAAUCGCGUAUUGUUGCUCUUGUGGCCGCGGGUAUAUGCAGUGUUGGAGCUGAACGUGCAGAGCGUCAAGACUGCCAAGCCCAAGAAGCUAGGAAACGUCGAGCUCCAUCCGCAUUAUGUGACAAGAAGGUACGCGGAAUUCGUGGCGAGUGUGCUGGCGCUCGUGCCCGACGCAGCGGCGGCGGCGGGCGUGUAUGGCCACAUGGCGGCGUUGCGCGGAGCGUUGGUCGAGUUGCUCGACAAGUUGGCUGAGAACGCGCACAAAACGGCCAAGGACAAGAUUGUGUUCUUGAUCAACAACUACGACUUGGUUGUGAGUGUGGUGCAAGAGCGAAAGAUCGAGUCGGACGAGUUGUUUGACGAGUUGCUGACCAACUCUCGCGACAAGUUUGUCGAGGAAGAGUUGCUCAGCCACUACGGGCCGUUGAUUGGGUUUGUGCAGCAAGCAGAAGCAAAACAACGUACGAUCGGUGGUGGGGAUGCGACCAUCCCUCUUGACAGCGCCAAGGUCGAGCGUAUCGUAAAGGACUUUAAUGGCCAAUGGAAACGAGGCAUUGAACACAUCAACGCGAACGUGAUGAAGUUCUUUAGCAAUUUUCGCAAUGGCAUGGAAAUUCUCAAGCAAGUGCUCACGCAACUGCUGCUGUACUAUACGCGGUUUGUGGACCUGGUCAAGAAGAGCUGGACGCGGCCGCCCAGCUUUAGCAACGACAUCGUGACGACCCAAGAGAUCUUGUACGAGAUCAAAAAGUACAGCCGGUCGUUCUAAUCAUCACCUUGUACAUUGAUACUUCACCUGAAAAGAUUUAAAUAGACUUUAGUUGGUCGAGUUUUGGUACUAUUAUACUACGUUACUAAUACGUAAACCGGUAGUACGUACAGUUAGUAACUUGUAUUAAUAAGUACUAUUAAUACUACC
Molecule: messenger RNA, 2259 nt
Organism: Aphanomyces astaci
Lineage: Eukaryota; Oomycota; Saprolegniomycetes; Saprolegniales; Verrucalvaceae
Exons: 3
Coding region: 34-2109 (691 amino acids)
Biological process (GO): retrograde transport, endosome to Golgi; endocytic recycling; Golgi to vacuole transport
Cellular component (GO): GARP complex
Molecular function (GO): syntaxin binding
Source: RefSeq, a predicted model, not a curated record